GUAUAAUGUGUACUGAAUACGUAUAAACACAUUUUAGGUAUAGACUACAAAGGAAAAUCAACCUCCAAAUUUGGAUGUAUAUAAUAACAACUCACACUGACCUAUUCUUCUCAAACAAAACCUCUUUUCUACCCUCACACUAAACCAAGAAACCCAAAUCUCUUUCCUUCUCUUUCAUCACAUUUAUAAUCUCUUCUAUUAAAAAAAAAAAAAAAAAUCAUAUUGAUGGAUCAUUCAUCUUCUUCAGAAUCACAUCCAGACGACUGCCGAAGGAUUUUUCAGGACUCGCCGGCGCAGGCGAUGGCGAGAACAGUGAAUAGUAAUAACCCUAAGAAGAAAAGAGUCAAGAAAGACAAUGAUGAAAAGGCUGUUUCAAAGCAUCCAAGUUUUAGAGGAGUGAGAAUGCGACAAUGGGGUAAGUGGGUCUCCGAGAUAAGAGAGCCAAGAAAGAAAUCAAGAAUCUGGCUCGGUACGUUCUCCACGGCGGAGAAGGCGGCUCGUGCUCACGACGUGGCCGCUUUAGCUAUAAAAGGCCGCUCUGCUCACCUCAACUUCCCGGAGCUAGCUUACCACUUCCCUAGACCGGCUAGCGCCAACCCUAAAGACAUCCAAGCGGCCGCCGCCGCUGCUGCUGCCGUCGCCGUUGAUAUAGAGGUAGAGAAGUCGCUGCCAUCUCCGGCCAUGACCGCAAUAACCGACGACGCGUUCUCUGAUCUACCUGAUCUCUUGCUCGACGUGAACCACAAACUCGACGGCUUUUGGGACUGCUUACCUUACGAAGAACCUUUCUUCACGGGAAGUUACUAGAAAACAAAGAUGCUGUCGUCUUGUACAUAUUGUAUUUUUCUCAUGUGAAAACUUUUUGACGUUAAAAAAAUUCACCGGUUGAUCCAAAUUGUAUAAUUAAUGAACGGUUUAUGCUUGACUU
This is a messenger RNA of Brassica oleracea var. oleracea, 928 nucleotides long. RefSeq names its product ethylene-responsive transcription factor ERF038-like. Gene Ontology annotation, biological process: regulation of DNA-templated transcription. NCBI's taxonomy places the organism in Eukaryota, Viridiplantae, Streptophyta, Magnoliopsida, Brassicales, Brassicaceae. The transcript has a single exon. Gene Ontology annotation, molecular function: DNA-binding transcription factor activity; DNA binding. The coding region runs from base 226 to 807 and encodes 193 amino acids. The record is from RefSeq and is a predicted model, not a curated record.